This is a messenger RNA of Racocetra fulgida, 540 nucleotides long. Lineage: Eukaryota; Fungi; Glomeromycota; Glomeromycetes; Diversisporales; Gigasporaceae. The record is from the annotation of a GenBank genome assembly.
AUGAUCAGUUUGAUUUACAGCCACAUAAAAAUCAAUACGGAUGACCUCGCAGACGAUCUCGCGGAAGACCUCACAGAAGACCUUGUGAAAGACCUUGCAGAAGACCAACAAUUUCUAGAAUAUGAAGAUCAAAGAUCUGAGGAUGAUUUUUUUUUAAAUAAGGAUAAUGAAGUUGCAGAAAUUAUUUCUGAUCUGUUAUUAAACAAUGAUUCUGAAGCCUCCAAAAUAGCCCAGACCAUGGAAAGAUAUAUUCAAAUUAUUGAUGAACCCAUUGCUACAGAAGGGGCUAAAGAAAAUAAUCAAGAACAGGAAAGUGACGAUGAUGAUAAAGAGCCACCUCCUCCACCCGUAACAGCUAAAGAGGUACAUAAUGCGAUACAAACUAUUUUGCACUAUGAAGAACAGACUAAUUCAGAAUUGAACCUUGAGCCCAAUGAAUUAGAGUUUUUGCGAAAAUUGAACAAUAAUUACAGGCAUGCACAUAAAAAGUCCAAAAAGCAAAUGCAAAUUACAAGUUUUUUUAUUUCUGAAUAUUUAUAA